UUAGCACAACGAAAUGGAAAUGAAACGAAACAUUCGUAGACAACAGGCACGGAGACAAAAAUAAAGAUUCCUGAAUUGGAGGAUCUCGCAGAAACUAUCGACCAGGAGAAAAGAUGGUGUCCUAAAAAUGGAAUGUCAAACCAUGAAUGUCCACCAGUUAAUCUUAAUCUCCUGAGUUCGGCCUUUGCCACUUUCUCUCAUCCUUUGUCUUUCUCCCAUCUCCCAGUUUUCAACACUAAUUCUCCAACCACCUCCAAUCCUCUCUGCUUGCUCCUCUGGUGCAUCCAUCGCCCUUCACAUUAUCCGUUCUCGCCAUGGAAACUCACAUUACGUCGCCGUAGUCCCCGAACCCACCUGGAAGCUACAACUCCUCUUUCUUGCGUAAUAAGUUUCCCCGAGACUCGGAGGCAUAUAUUGCAAGAGAAACAUCCACAGGAUAUGGCUCUUGAAGCCAAGGAGGUCCUGGCAUGUAUUUGCAGAAUCCUUUCGUUAUCUGCGAGGGCCGGUUAUGCAUUCGCCCAAGAGCGGCCGCUUGGUUCCCUAAUAGCCUCAUUCUUCCUCCUCCUGUAUCUGUUUUUCCCAUUUGUCUUCAAGCUUCUCGUGUUUAGUAUCCCCAUAGCUUUCUCUGCCGUCACUCUUGUUCGAGUUCUUUCCAGGGAUGGAACUGGAAGUCCCCGAAACCCAAAUGCCAGCAAAGACGAGAAAGCGAGCCAUGCUGUCCCACCUGUAAAGCCAAACUCCAGCAAGGAAGGCACUGCCGGUACGACUCGCCAAUACCAGAAGCCUGUGAUACAAGCACAAAUGAGCAAACGUCGUAACUUCAAGACAAAAAGGGAAGAUCCGGAUGCUGAAGGUGGCGGCGGCGGCGGUGUUAAGGAGGUGAAACACGUGACUUUUUCGACAACUUGCAAUCAUAGUCUGAUUGGCGGAGACAGAAAGGACCAGGAGAAUGACCCUAGUUUACAUUUUGGUUGUUCCUUGGAUAAAGGUGAGAGCUCCAGUUCUCAUGAAUCAGAUAGAGGAGAUUUACAACACGUGAAUGAGCACUCGCUAAACUCAGAGUCAGGAGAUCCGAAGCCUGAAAUUGAAGUUUCUAAGGAUGACAAGGGUGGCGUUACGGGCCAGUUAGAGGCGGAUAUCAUGGAAGAAGCAGAAGACGAAGAUGAAGAAGAGGCACAAGAGGAUGGGAACAAGGCUGUGGAGUGGACAGAGGACGAUCAGAAGAAUCUCAUGGACCUUGGCCUGUCUGAGCUAGAAAGGAACCGGAGAUUGGAGAACCUAAUUGCAAAGCGAAGGGCGAGGAAAUUGAUGGGGGCAAAAGUCCUGGAUAAUUUACUUGACUUGGACAUCGGUCCUGCGGGUUAUAUUCUGCCCGUUCAGAUUUUGAAGAAUCCUUUUGAUCCCCCUAAUUGCUCGGAUCAGGCUAUAGACUCGCCGAUACCCGGCUCAGCUCCUUCAGUUCUGUUGCCUGUACGCAACCCUUUUGACCUUCCUUAUGACCCUCAAGAGGAGAAGCCGAAUCUCACAGUGGACGGUUUCCAAAGCGAGUUCUUCACGAAUCAGCCUAAGGACAUCUUCUGUAGGCACGAGAGCUUCUUCUUGGGGCACUCUUUCUCAGAUCAAGAUCUCAGGAAUGCGGAUCCUUGUUCUGUCACAGAGAACAGGGCUCUGAGAGAGCCGCGAUUCUCCAGAUUCAGGAGGUUCUCAGCUAAGGGAGAUCAUGACAAAUUAGUGGAACAGAUUCUGUACCGCAGAGACUAUGGCACCGUCUCUAGCCAAGCUGAACAUGAAACUAAACCUGAAAAUGACAAUGGUUGGGGAGGAGGUCUUGAAGAUAAGCAGGAAGGCGCUGAGGAUAUCAAGCUGAAGGUGUUUAAAGACGAAAACCACGCAAAAUCAGAUUCUAUUGAUGAAGGAGGAGGUGACCAGAGCUCCCUAUCAACAUCGGACGAUGAUGGACAGGCAACAAGUGGGGAUGGGAAUGAAGUUCUGAUCAGUUCGGAAUUUCCCGAUACGGCAGGCGUCUCUGUGCACAAAACCUCUGAAUAUUCAGUACCUAAUGGCAUAGCAACGGAUGGAGAUUUGUCUAGUCCACUUGCUAUGGACAAUCUAGAGAAUCGGACGGGCCAUUCCUCCACAUACUCCAUAGCUUCCGACAUGCAAGUGGAGGUCUCCGAAUCCGGCUCCCCCCGAAACAUAGAUUACGCUACUUCGCCUCCUGAGCUCGAGUGCUCCACUAAUUCUGAAGAAGUCGAAAAGGAGGUUACUCCGGGUAGUGAAGAAAUAUGGGGAGCCUUGUCCCACCUAACCGGAGUAGAGGAAGAAGAAUCAAAAGGCGACAUAAAUAAUGUCAAAGCAAACAAGAACUCGAAGGAUCCAUUUGGAUCAUCUAUUUCCCUUGUAGAAUUGUGUAAAGAAGAUUCAGCCGACGGUGUUUUCACGACCACGUGCCCGAAAGUCACAAUACCAACACAAGAUCCAGAUAUAUCGGAUUCUUAUGAUAAUACAAUGGGGUCUGAUCAUGCACCAGAAGCUAAAGACCUAGAAUCAACACCACUGGCGCAUAAUUUGGUUCCCCAUCAAGCUGAAGAUUCAGCUGACGGAGUUUUUACGGCCACAUGCCUGAAAGUCACCGUACCGACAGAAGGUCCAGAUAUAUCGAAUUCUGAUGAUAGCAACCAUACAAUGGGGUCUGAUCAUCCACCAGAAGCUAAAGACCUGGAAUCAACACCACCGGCACAUAAUUUGGUGCCCCAUCAAGCUGAAGAGACACAAUCCCAGAAGGAAGAGGAAUCAGUGAAUCCUCUUGAGAAGUCUACUGGAGAAGCCAAUGGCGCACAACGGGAUAUAGAUGCCAGUGAAAGCAGAAAGGAAAAAGUAGAGACGUCGGAAACCUGUGGAGAAAGUUAAAAGUAUUCUCUUCAGGACCAAGACCUCUAAGUUUAGCAAGUGCAAAGGUACAUGGGUGAAAGCAUGAGGAACAAAAUCACAGCACCAACACAAGUAUGAAAAAUUUUGUGGGCUCAGUUGAACGGCGCUUCACCAUCCUUCUCAAUGCAGGUCAAGAUCGGCCAAUGCUGAAGGCAUCUCCCAACCGACCAAAAUGGGUUCUGGGGGACAUGAAAUGGCCGAUCACCCAAUAGAACUCCAAUGUUCUUAGAGCGGUCAUUUAAUUGAUUCUCUAUUUCCUCAUGGAGUUAGAAGUGCAACGGUAUCUGAAGUUCCCAGCACCGUGUGCUAGGCGUAGUGCUGAGAGAUUAGUUAGAGCAGGGAAAGAACAAGAUAAACAAAUACAAGAUGUUGCUUAUCCAGAAGUACUAAUAAGAAAAUUUCGAAGGCAUCAGCCUGUAUAAACAGCUGCGAUGUUCUUUUCAUCAACAUGGUGAAGCUCACGGAACUAAUUUCUGGUCAAUCUGUGUAAAUGUAUAAUAGAGUCCUUUUAUAUG
Rhodamnia argentea is the source of this 3446-nucleotide messenger RNA. RefSeq lists its product as uncharacterized. Bases 133 to 2910 code for a protein of 925 amino acids. Lineage: Eukaryota; Viridiplantae; Streptophyta; Magnoliopsida; Myrtales; Myrtaceae. The record is from RefSeq and is a predicted model, not a curated record. The transcript is spliced from 3 exons.